This is a messenger RNA of Camellia sinensis, 1369 nucleotides long. Its product is annotated as zinc finger protein ZAT5. NCBI's taxonomy places the organism in Eukaryota, Viridiplantae, Streptophyta, Magnoliopsida, Ericales, Theaceae. The record is from RefSeq and is a predicted model, not a curated record.
UUCACUCACUCUCUUCCUCACUUCCCUCACUCCUUCCUAAUUCCUAUAUAUAUCAUCCCCCUCUCUCCCACCUCUCUUCCUCCAUUGCCCACUCUAAUUUCCCUCUCUCAUACUCUCUUACUUUCUUCUCUUCUCAAUUCACCUCUUUUUAGUGCUCUUUUAGGACAUGGAAUCCCCAGAAGAAUUCACAGCCUCUAACGAUCACACUCUCAUCAUCAAAGGUAAGCGCACCAAGCGCCCCAGGCCUUCCUCCCCCUUCGGCCCCGCCGCCGCGGUCACCUCUAGCUUCUCAAGCGCCGACGGUGGUUAUUGGUCCAUUCAAUCUCCCGCAUCUUCCGGUGAGAUAUCUACGGCCACCGACGAAGACGAAGACAUGGCUAAUUGCCUAAUUCUUUUAGCCCAAGGCGGUGUUGUUGGUUCCAAGCAAGUCGAAGCCACGGCCGCCGAUGAGGUUGAGGAGGGUACAACCACCGCCACAACCACCGCUGGCAAACCUGGAUUCUAUGUCUACGAGUGCAAGACAUGUAACCGGACUUUCCCUUCCUUCCAAGCUCUCGGUGGCCACCGAGCCAGUCAUAAAAAGCCCAAAACCACCGUGGAAGAGAAGAGAUCACCGCUUCCGAUCUCUCCACCGCCAUCGAACCACGAUGAUGAAGAAGAAGAGAGCCAAUUUAUCAAGAUCAGCCCACCCCUUCCGCUUCCAAUUGCCACAAAAGCUUCACAAUCACAUAACAAUCAGAAUAAGUCCAAGGUACAUGAGUGUUCGAUAUGCGGAUCGGAGUUUUCGUCCGGGCAAGCCUUGGGCGGUCAUAUGAGACGACACAGGGCGGCUCCAAAUACUCGAACCACCAUGAGCAUCAUCGAUACAAGCAAUACUGUAAUUAUGGAAUCUCAGGAAGAAGAAGAAGAAAGUGAGAAACCGAGACACAGGUUAACACUGGAUCUCAACCUACCUGCACCAUUAGAGGAUGAUCAUCAUCAUCAGGUUCAUCAUCGUCAUAGAGAUACCAAUAAGUUUCAGUUCACAACAACAACCAACAAACCACAUCACGUCUUCUCCGCGGCGGCCUUGGUCGAUUGCCAUUACUAGCAGGAGGAGAAUGAAAAAAUACACCAAAAAAAAAGGGUUCAGACCAGAUCAAAUGUGAAUUAUUUACUUCUAUUAUUAAUCAACCAUUACGCAUAAUAAUUAUUAAUUCUUUGAAUUUGUUGUUUAUUUUUUUAUUUUUAUUUCUUUUUCUUUCCCAAUGUUGAUGAUCUACUUGAAUUCUUUGAGUAAGUAAGUGGUUAGUAUUCAUGGUUGCCUUUCAUUCACGAAAAGUGAGUGAUGGAGCAUCUUUAUUUAUUUAUUUAUUUAUUUAUUUCUUUC